Molecule: messenger RNA, 690 nt
Organism: Branchiostoma belcheri (Belcher's lancelet)
Lineage: Eukaryota; Metazoa; Chordata; Leptocardii; Amphioxiformes; Branchiostomatidae
Exons: 3
Coding region: 1-690 (229 amino acids)
Biological process (GO): cellular response to interferon-beta; defense response
Cellular component (GO): endoplasmic reticulum membrane
Molecular function (GO): GTP binding; GTPase activity
Source: RefSeq, a predicted model, not a curated record
AUGUUGGAUGACCUCUUCCUGGUCAGUGGCAAGUGGGAAGAUGUCAUGCGAGGAGCUUUUGACAUGGUCAAAUUGAGACAGACAAUGAUCAAUGAAUUGAGUGAUGAACUUCAAAAGCAGGCAUUUGUGAUGCUGUGUAAAGACUACUCCCCAGGUAUGAUCCCCACCAAGUCUGCCCUGCUGAAACAGAUGGUGUGGACACAGGCUGUCCAGUCAGGAGCUCUCAGACCAUGGACUGGACUCAUGGUGGACACACCAGUAGACCUCGAGAAGUUAAGGGAAUCCUGUGAAGUCUAUAAGAAGUGUUUUGGCCUAGACGAGGGUUCCCAGGAAGACUUGGCUGAGUUAUCUGCCACAAAGAAGGGGUUUAUCGAGAUGUCUGCAGAAAACAAACUCCCCAUGUGUAAGGGUCUUUUUGGUGCAACCAGGGAGGUUCAGUCAGAUCUCCUUGGUGCAAAUAAUUCAGAGCUACCCCCAACCUCUAUUCGUGACCUUGUUGGAAUGGUUUCAAAGAAUGGCAGCGCUCUUAUGACCCUCGAAGUUGCAAACUACUCUUUCGAAACACCUGUAAACUAUGGCUUACCUGAAGGUAAAGCCAUGCAUGUCGUUGCACAUUUCCUGCGAAAGGUAAUCGCUGAACAGGCAGAAUGUGCACAGGCACUGUAUGAGGAACUUUUUGUCACCAAGUAA